This is a messenger RNA of Malaclemys terrapin pileata, 943 nucleotides long. RefSeq lists its product as uncharacterized. The record is from RefSeq and is a predicted model, not a curated record. NCBI's taxonomy places the organism in Eukaryota, Metazoa, Chordata, Testudines, Emydidae. Bases 144 to 872 code for a protein of 242 amino acids. The transcript is spliced from 3 exons.
UCCUGGUGUCUGUGGCCAGCAGCCCCCACCCUAGAGCCCCUCCCAGUCUGCCAGGGGCCACACCAAGCAGGGCUGAGAGCCUGUUGCACCAGGAGUGAGUGUGAGCAUCUGUCAGCAGAGACACGGACCCUUCACCACCCACCAUGGAGCCCCAGGUGCCGGGACGGAUGCCCAGGGCUGGACUCCUGCUGCUGCCCCUUCUCCUCUGCUUCGGGCCAGAGACCGCCGGGAGCAUUGACCCGGCCGCGCUCAAAAAAAUCGUGGAUCAUGUUCAUAAUAACGGCGGAGUUAACAAGCAAUAUGCUUUCGCUGUCUCGCUGCCCCAUGACACCUGCCGCAACCCCCAGGAUGUGGCCACCUAUCUGCCCAUGGCCCAGCUAACAGACAUGAGAAAGAAGAUUGACUCGUUCGGUGCCCUGUACAACCAGCCCAACGGGAACAUUGUGGCCGCCCGGCCAAAGGAAGUGAAUAAACCGAAAGGGAAAUACACGGAGCACAGCGAGUGGCGUCUGCUCUCCGGCCCAAACAGCCUUGUGGCCCAGCUCACGGCCAGGACCUAUGGCCAGAACAGCUGCCUGAUCUUAUUCACCUUCAAUUCGCCCUGCUCCACCAAGUGUCUGCGCGAGGCCGGGCGCUCCAACAUCGUGCAGAUGACCAGCGACGCCUUCUCGGCCAUCAACAACAACUACAAGGCCUUCGUGUUCCAGAAGAUCUUCCACUAUGACAUGAAGCCUGAAGUGACCCGGAAGGACCUGCUGGAUGCCUGGCACCGGCUGCGCGAUGUGCCCCUGCUGCGCUGCGACAACAACGGCUGCCAGGACUGCGCUUCGGUGGCCCCCGAACACAACCCCUGCCUGGCUGGGAAGAAGUAGAUGAUGGAGUAGAGCCAGGAACCACGUGCGACUCUUUCUGCCACUGGCCUCUCUCGCUGCCCAUGUGCUUC